This is a messenger RNA of Mugil cephalus (flathead mullet), 1951 nucleotides long. It is a transcript of the gene arsk, whose product is annotated as arylsulfatase family, member K. The record is from RefSeq and is a predicted model, not a curated record. The transcript has 8 exons. NCBI's taxonomy places the organism in Eukaryota, Metazoa, Chordata, Actinopteri, Mugiliformes, Mugilidae. Bases 93 to 1655 code for a protein of 520 amino acids.
GAGCGUUCGUUCAUGUCAGCGCAGAUGAACCUCAACUUUCUGCAACAAGUGUCUCCUGUAGCCGAUCCAGCAAUUAACUUAAUUCAUUUGCCAUGAAGAUAUCAGUAUUGUUUUGUAUUUACCUUCUCCAAGGCUAUGGACAAAGCCAAAAUGCAACUAAACCCAAUAUUGUGGUGGUGGUGAGCGAUUCAUUUGAUGGCAGACUGACCUUUGAUCCUGGCAGCAAAGUUGUAGAGCUGCCAUACAUAAACUACCUCAGGCAACUUGGCUCCACGUUUCUUAAUGCUUACACCAAUUCACCCAUCUGCUGCCCAUCAAGAGCUGCAAUGUGGAGCGGCCAGUUUGUUCACCUCACUCAGUCGUGGAAUAACUACAAGUGCUUGGAUUCAAAUGCAACGACGUGGAUGGAUUUGCUGCAGAAGAGUGGAUAUCAGACCAAGAUGAUGGGCAAGCGGGAUUAUACCUCAGGGAGUCACUCUGUCAGCAAUCGAGUUGAGGCAUGGACACAAGACGUGCAGUUCCUCCUGCGCCAAGAGGGCCGGCCCGUUUCGCAACUGGUUGGCAACAUGUCGACUGUCAGGAUCAUGAGGGAAGACUGGAAAAACACAGAUAUGGCCACACAGUGGAUCCAUCAGACGGCUGCAACCUCACGCCAGCCCUUCGCUCUUUAUCUUGGCCUCAAUUUACCUCAUCCAUACAAAACUGAAUCCCUGGGGCCCAAUGCAGGAGGAUCCACGUUCCGCACUUCACCAUACUGGCUAACGAAGGUGUCCUCUGAUCUCGUCUCUGUUCCCAAAUGGCUGCCCAUGGCAGCCAUGCACCCCGUGGACUACUACUCCACCUUCACCAAAAACUGCAGUGGUGCUUUCACUGAGGAGGAAGUCAAAAGCAUUCGGGCCUUCUAUUACGCCAUGUGUGCUGAAACAGAUGCAAUGCUGGGCCAGGUCCUUUCAGCCCUGAGGGAGAGAGGCCUCCUUAACAACACACUUGUUAUUUUUACCGCUGAUCAUGGAGAGCUGGCCAUGGAGCACCGGCAGUUCUAUAAGAUGUCAAUGUUUGAAGGCAGCUCCCAUGUUCCCCUGCUCAUCAUGGGACCUGGCCUGACGUCUGGUGUGCAGGUCAACCAGCUUGUGUCUUUGGUUGAUCUUUAUCCCACAGUGCUGGAAAUGGCUGGUAUUACACCUGAAGGUAAUCUCAGUGGCCACUCCCUCCUUCCUCUGCUAUCCACAUCCAAUGCUUUCCCUAAGACGCAACACCCAGACUGGAUAUUGAGUGAAUAUCAUGGUUGUAAUGUGAAUGCCUCUACAUACAUGCUGAGAAGCGGUCGGUGGAAAUACAUCGCCUAUGCAGAUGGCCUGAGUGUCCCUUCGCAACUUUUCGACCUUACACUGGACAAGGAUGAACUUCACAACGUGGUUUUCAAAUACCCAGAUGUGCAGGCGCAUCUGGACAAGCUAUUGCGCAGCAUUGUAGACUAUCCAAAAGUGUCUUCCGCUGUCCAUCUCUACAAUAAAGAGUCAUUUGGUGCAUGGCGCCACAGUUUGGGUAGAAACUACAGCCAGGUCAUUGCUAACCUCAGGUGGCAUGUGGAUUGGCAAAAGGAUGUAUUAGCCAAUGAAAGAGCUAUUGACAAUUGGCUCUUUGGCUCUUGGUGAUACAUUUAUGGGUAUAAUGAGGUAUUUGUCAAAUUGAGGUGUGAGCCAGUAUCACUCUUUAUAUAAAGCUGGAAUCUGACAAUAAGAGAGCCACUGAGGGGCUGUGCGGCUCAUCAUCAUAUUUAUUGUAAUGCUUAUUUUGUUGGAUAACCUCAGACUAUCCUUUUUAAUGUCCCAAUAGAUUUGCACUUUGUCCUUUCAGGAGUUUUUUUGGCUUGACUUUACUAUAUUUGUGAAGCACUGAAAGCUUCGUCGUUUGUCCAUUUUUUAAUUCAAUAAAAACGUUUUUGACUUUG